This is a messenger RNA of Capsella rubella, 831 nucleotides long. RefSeq lists its product as uncharacterized. The record is from RefSeq and is a predicted model, not a curated record. NCBI's taxonomy places the organism in Eukaryota, Viridiplantae, Streptophyta, Magnoliopsida, Brassicales, Brassicaceae. The transcript has 6 exons. The coding region runs from base 105 to 542 and encodes 145 amino acids.
GCGUUAAAGAGUUGACUGAUCCUCCACCGGUAGAGACUAGAGAGUAGAGAGAGAGAGAGAGAGAGAUCGUUCUCUGCGAAAACUGCAUUAACCCUAACUCGUCAAUGGCAGAUUCGAGCUCCAAGACGAAGUACACCCCCCCAAAUCAAAGGACGCCUACUGGGAAUCGCCGCAACUCGGGAGAUCGAACAAGUAGCCAAGGAAACAAAGAUGGUGAGGGAAAUCAGCCUCCUGCUACUGGUCUUCAGAUGGGAAACAAACCUCAGAGGAUAAUACCACUAAAGGACUGCUCUAGGAGUGAAGCUCAUCAGCUUUUGAGCAAACGAUGGGAAGCUGCAAUGCAUGAGUACAACGACCAAACUGUGGAUCUAUCUGAGCGACCAGUCAUGUACUAUGGAGGAAGUGUCUGGGGUAAACUACCUCACCAGAUCCUGGCUGCAGCAAACAAGACAUUGCCUCCUCAAACGAUAUCGCCAGAGGAUUACAUGACUGAAGUGCGCCGUGGAUUGCUGAUGCCAAAAUCUUCAAGUGCUAAUAAUUGAAUAGUCCUGGUUCUGCUGACUGACCCCAUAUAGACUAGUGAAAUGGUGUAGAGUGUUUGUUGAGAUGGCACAAGCGAUGAUGUGUCAAUGACUUUUAUUUCGGUGUGUGUAGGAUAACGAAUAUUGGUGUUUUUCUCGAUCGGUCUUAUUCUCUGGUCCCUGAAAGUGUAAAAAACCCAAACCAGAGAUUUGCCUAACAAUCACGGUUACCAUCUCACAUGGCUCCAUUCAGAGUUUCAUGUUGUUGAAAGAUGCGAAACGUCCUUUUUUAUUCGAGGGAUUUGGUAAA